This is a messenger RNA of Drosophila sulfurigaster albostrigata, 780 nucleotides long. Its product is annotated as phospholipase A2-like. NCBI's taxonomy places the organism in Eukaryota, Metazoa, Arthropoda, Insecta, Diptera, Drosophilidae. Bases 49 to 618 code for a protein of 189 amino acids. Gene Ontology annotation, biological process: phospholipid metabolic process; arachidonate secretion. The record is from RefSeq and is a predicted model, not a curated record. The transcript has 2 exons.
GACCUCAAGCAGCUGGCAGUUCAGUUGUGUUUCGAUUUUGACAUCGACAUGACGCCGAUUUACUUGAUGCUAUUGUGUUCGUUCAUUGGAGCAACAUGGGCAUUUGGCGAUGAGGCCAUCUUCGAGGAUGAGGACAUUUAUAAUCAGGCAUUGCCGCCUGUGCCGCACACAGGCAUUACUGUGCCUGGCACAAAGUGGUGUGGCCCAGGAAAUACGGCAGCCAACUACGAGGACCUGGGACGUGAGAGGGAAACUGAUAGAUGUUGUCGUGCCCACGACCAUUGCGAGGAGAUAAUGGAGUCACAUGGCUCGCUGCAUGGACUGCCCAACAACACGGAUUGGUUUCCCAUUCUCAAGUGCAACUGCGAGCAGCAGUUCAUCAAUUGCCUGCAGGCUGUUAACACCAUGACUUCCAAUACUUUGGGUCGCAUCUACUAUGGAACGCGCAGCAAAUGCUUUGCUCUGGGCUUCCCCACCACCGGAUGCAAGCAGUACCAGGAGGGAACUUUCCGUAAGCGCUGUGUUCGUUACACUGUCAACAAGCAGGCGGCCAAACUGUGGCAGUUCUAUGAUAUGCCAUUUUACACAAAUGCUGCAACACUAUUAAACAAAUCCUGACACGGGGAAUUGUAAUCACUAUAAUAGAGUAUAUAAUUCAGAGUUUAUAAAUUUGAUUAAAUCAUAGAAUAUUUAAUGGAAGUGAAGUUCUAAAAUAUAUCCGGAAACCUUGUACCAUGAAUGUACUACUUCAGCGAAUUAGGUUGCAUAUUUCUUAAUUAA